AUGAAUUGGGGAUUGGCGGAUCGAGGGUCGAUAGAAAUGAAUAUAUCUAGUGCCGGCGAUGCCUCGAGAGAUUCCGAUAGUCAUACUACGGCUGCUGUAGGAUCUGUCGAAAUUGCGGAAUCGAAUGCAAAAUCAAAUGGUUCUGUUGUUGGUAAGCCUGGGAAAGAAGGCGAGGAAGCGAACAAGGGGGGAGAUAAAUGUUCCUCCUGUGUUAUUGAUAUCAAAGGCGAUGAUGAUUUGGUGUUGGAAAACCAGAAAUUGUGUAGAAUAUGCCAUUUGAGCGCCAAGGAAGGUGGGAAAAGUUCAUUGGAGUUGUCUGAGCUCGGUUGUGGAUGCAAAGGAGAGCUCGGAGUUGCUCAUUUGCACUGUGCUGAAGCCUGGUUUAGGAUCAGAGGGAAUAGAUUGUGUGAAAUAUGUGGUCAGACUGCCAAGAACAUUACAGGUGUUGGUGAUAAUGGAUUCAUGGAUGAGUGGAACGAAAAUAGAUCUGGUGACACAGGUGCUAGUUCGUCGGAAGGGAGCCGAAGGUGUUUGCGCGGACAGCCAUUAUGCAACUUGCUAAUGGCAUGUCUGGUAAUAGCAUUCGUCCUCCCAUGGUUUUUCCGUGUAAAUAUGUUUUAGUGAACUGAUAUCAUUCCACUGUGUGAUGUGAUGAAGAACUCGAUUAUUUGAUC
Molecule: messenger RNA, 674 nt
Organism: Andrographis paniculata
Lineage: Eukaryota; Viridiplantae; Streptophyta; Magnoliopsida; Lamiales; Acanthaceae
Exons: 2
Coding region: 1-621 (206 amino acids)
Molecular function (GO): zinc ion binding
Source: RefSeq, a predicted model, not a curated record